UAAUAAUAACAACAUAAACAUGCCGUUGCAUUUCACCAUUAAUAUUCCUACUGAAACUGAAGAAACUCGAAUUUUUGAAGAUUUCGUACGUAGAGAUGCCGAAAUUCGUGCUGCUCGUCUUAACGCAAGUUUUAUGGAAACUUUCACUCCACCACCACAUCUGCGAGAAAAAUUUCUAGAACAAACAGCAAACGCGGAAGCGCAUGCACAAAUAAGCAGUGUUCCUACCUCUAAGGUAAGCAGUACCACAUCUGUGAAGAAUAGAGGCUCUAAGCCUACAGUGCCCCGCUCUGAUGCAAAGCCUGCUGUAUAUAAAGCACCGCCAAAUUCUUCCAGUUCUAUAGUGGAUGCAGCGUUAAACAUUCGUGAUUCUAUAUGUGAUAAUAUACUCGAUAACCAGCUUUUACUGAAGAAUAAGGCUAAGGUGGAAACAACUCCAAAUAGUUUACAAAUUCCUACCGAUUCGCCUAUGGAAGUUGUUAUGCGUGCGUUGAUAAAAAAAUUUAAUCUUAAAGCUGUAUGGAUUAAGGAUGUCGAAGGGCGCACAUAUCAGAUCUCAUUUUUGACUGAUGGAGACGAAACUUAUGACGAAAUUAUUGCUGCUGUUCAUGAGUGGGGUAUAGGCGAGCGCGAUGGUUCAUCGAUAGUUGUCAAUAGCUGCAUAUAUACAAAAACGUCUUUUAAAAAGAAGGAAAGUACUGAUGAAGUGACACAAGUUAGGCUUAAUGCUAAGAAGCAAGGUAUAUGGAGCACAUUCAUGAACUCGGUACGAAGUCGUCUCAAUGUUGCAGAAGUUGUGCGUCGUGUCAACGAUGAUGUCAAAAUAACAUUUGAUUUUGUGGUUAUGCUUAUAUCUGCAUCCGUACUAGCGUCAUUCGGACUGUUUGAGGAUAGUCCCAUAUAUUUGGCCUCCAGCAUGCUAAUAUCGCCAUUGAUGGGACCAAUAAUUGCCUCUGUCUUUGGCACAGUUAUUAAGGAUCGCAAAUUAUGCAUAUUGGGCCUGCGGAAUGAACUGAUUGGCUUAUUUUUAGCAACAGCAGUCGGUUUUUUUUUUGGUUGUAUAAUUUGUUUGUUUGGAGAGGAGUUUGUCAGUACGCAUGCAAUAACCCAAGAAAUGGCGUCUCGCUGCGAUUUCCAUUCGCUUUUGAUUGGAAUAUUUGCAGCGAUACCAUCUGGAGCGGCAGUAGCGGUUGGAAUUUUGGGUGGUAAUAUAGGUUCAUUGGUAGGUGUAGCUAUAUCAGCAUCUCUGCUGCCCCCUGCCGUGAACGCUGGUAUACUAUGGGCGUUCGGUAGUGCAUACACAUUUUGGCAUCCAGCUGGCGACAUUGAGAAUUUUGUCGUUAAAAGCAGCAAUUAUUUCCGUCAUCAAGGUGCAGAACUGGCGGUUUUGGGGACACUCAGUCUUAGUCUAACUAUUGCCAACAUAAUUUGUAUAUAUACUGUUGGCAUUUUUGUUUUGCGUUUGAAAGAAAUCGCUCCAGAGUACAUCAGUAAAAGCACACAAUUCUGGAGAAAGGAUAUUAAGCUCGCACGUGAAAUUGCUAAUAAAGAUGUAAAUCCUGAUAAUGCCAUCAUGUCGGAAUAUAAUAGGAUGCCACAAGAAGAUAAAAAGUUCCUGGGUAUUGAUUACGACAAAUUGCGUGAUAUAAAUAUAAACGAUAAUUUCUACCUACACACUUGGUCACCAAUAUAUAGUGACCAUUAUUGGGAUAACUAUGAGCCACCGCUACGCAAAAUGUACUCAACCAUUCAUCGCCUCGAGAGAGGUGCCAACAAAUCAAGAUACUGCAGUGUUAAAAUUGGUGAUGACGCCCCAAGCUGUUCCUUUGCUCGUCCAAAAAUGACCUCAUCAACUUCGGACACAAGCACAACGCACUUAGGUAAUUUAUAUCCGGUUGAAAGUCUGAAUGCGCAACCAGCAAACCCAAAGUUUCCCAAAGAAUCCACAUUUUAAUAUACUAACUCUAUACAUUUGUUUACAUAUAUAUUUUAUAUUUUGUUUUUUUUGUUGUAAUGUUCAACUUUAUUUGAAUUGUUUGUUUAUAAGUGUUUUGUAUACAUUUUUGUUAUGGGCAAUGUUAUGGAAUGACGAAGUAAUCAUGUAAGAGGCUGAAGAGAUAUAUUUUUUAUUUAAUUAAUCUAAAAUGUUUGUUUAACGAAGAACGAUAUAAUAUAUCUGAAAAUAAAGCAAUACUCACAAACAA
Molecule: messenger RNA, 2204 nt
Organism: Teleopsis dalmanni
Lineage: Eukaryota; Metazoa; Arthropoda; Insecta; Diptera; Diopsidae
Exons: 7
Coding region: 20-1954 (644 amino acids)
Source: RefSeq, a predicted model, not a curated record